UACGUGGGAACAGUCAUUACGCCUGAGUGUCCCUUUUGCAAUCCCAUCUUCAAGCCUUACAUCUAUUCCAUUUGAAUCAGUUCAAGCAAAAAUACAUACUCGGACGAGAGACGUAAUAACAAAGCACGAGCACAUUCUGUCAACGUCUUGACUAGAAGAUGAGAAGCCAAGCGAUAAAAGAGGAACGGACAAAUGACUCGGGUCAAAAACAAGACCCCGUUGAGAGACGGAGACUACAGAAUAGGCUCUCACAGCGAAACCACCGCCGUAAAAUCCGCGACCGCAUCGCCAAACUCCAAGAGCGUGUCAUCGCCAGCGAACUGAGGGCUGCUGCCAGUCUGAAUGGCUGGGGAUACCCAAACCCAGGCCCAUCACCCAUGGAACCUGUUGCUCCAUAUGAAGCUGAGGGGAAACCACUCUCGUCUCCUUCGGAAAACGCAAUUCAUUUCGACCCAUACUAUCCCGCGCCGACGGGAGUUUGUCCUACCUGCAGCAGCUCCGUCGGGGCGAUACCCGUCAUCUGCUCCCAACCUUUGACACCGUCUUCGAUGUACGAACCCAUCAAAGAGGGCGAAUCGGCCAACUCGUCGCCUCCCUCGAUGGCAAAUGGCUUUUAUGAGUCCGGGUUGAGUUUUGUCAGCCCCGAUCUGUCUUCCCCGGCACUCAGCAAUUAUUCGGUGGCCGAGCUGAAUGCUCCGUUCCCUUCGGAAUCUUGGGACCAGGCGCAGUAUCCAUCAUCUGCGUUCUAUUAUGUCGCUACCGAGUCGUCGCUCCCACAGAUCAUGCAAACACUGGGUUCCGGGGCCUCGAGGACCAAGGCUCUCGUUCUGAUCCCGCAAGCACAAGCGUCAGGGAUAUCCAUGACUUCGCCGGUGGCUCAGUCUCCGUCAACCGGGGAGUCGGCAACGCCUAUAAGCCCUUUGAGUCUGCAAGGCUGUGGAUGUCAGUGUCAAGGCCAUGAGGCAGUUGGGUUGCCGAACACGGCGUUCUGUCCUGUGCAUUCGUCUCAGAAUCUGGAAAGUUGUACGCAGGGGAUUUUAUAAAUUUGUAUAUAGAAUAUGGCUGUCUUGUGAUAGGCAAGCCCAGGAUCUUUUGGGAUUUGAUUC
Molecule: messenger RNA, 1106 nt
Organism: Aspergillus steynii IBT 23096
Lineage: Eukaryota; Fungi; Ascomycota; Eurotiomycetes; Eurotiales; Aspergillaceae
Gene: xanC
Product: transcription factor xanC
Exons: 3
Coding region: 159-1043 (294 amino acids)
Biological process (GO): regulation of DNA-templated transcription
Molecular function (GO): DNA-binding transcription factor activity
Source: RefSeq, a predicted model, not a curated record